AUGGUUCCUAAAAGCGACUCGGCCACAGCGGUGCCGCACGUGCGGCGGUGGUUGAGCCACCAUUGGCUCCCCUCGCCCGCCGCCGCCGCCCCUUCCCCAUGCCAAAGGCCCUCGCCGUCCCGCCAGCAUCCUAGCACUACCUCUACGACCCUCCCGUGUAGUAACAGCUGUUGCCGCGGCGCCGAAGCCACCACGCUAGAGGGGCGACGGGAGGUAACAGGGGGAGCGGAUGAUCGUAGUGCAAAGGCGGCAGCGGCGAACUCACAAUUAGCCUCACUCCACGCAUCCCCAACCCGGCCCUCCGUGCCCCUCCUGUUUAAUUCGCGACUCGGUUCUCCAUCCCUCGAAGCCGACGAACCACACGCUGCCACGUCACUUGCCAGCCCCGCUCUGCUUGUGCCGCCAAUGCCGCUGGCCAUAAGGGUCGAGGCGACGGGCGGCAUGACGUGCCAGGUCGCGGGGGAGGGCAACACAUCAGGGCGAUCGACGGCAAGCGCCGCCAGCGCCAGCUGCGCGGAGUGGAGCCCUCCGCGGGGCGCGCGCACCGCCAGAGAAGUCAGGGGGGGCAAUGCGAGGCGGCCGGCGGGGGCGGCCGCGGAAGGGAGGGGACGGAGCGGCGCGAGCAGCGAGGACGAGGCUCGUUCGGACGACGAGCGCCGCCUCUCGGAGAAUUCACCGGCGCACGCCGCCGACACGGCUGCGCCCGCUCCCUCGUUGCGCCAUGCGCACUCAUCCCCCUCACGCGUGGUGACCACGCCCGUCGCCGCACCGCCGCUGCCCCACGCGCACAGCGCCGCCAGUCCCCGCGUGAGUAGUAGCGAGUCCCGCUGGUGGAAGCACGAAGGGCCGUCGGGCGGAGGAUGGGGCCUCGGGCGCAGCUGGAGCAGCAGCGCUGUCGGCCAUCCGCGCGCCGAGGUGAAUGGCGGGGUGGGCGAUAACGCACCAAGUGGUGCCGGGAGCGGCGGCGGCGGCGACGGAAAGGUGUGGUGGUUGGGGUACCGGCGGGGCAUCAGCGCGGACUACGACAUCGGCGACCUGGUCGGGCGCGGGCGCACGGGGGAGGUGCGCCGAGCGACGGCGCGCAAGGGCGCGUGGAAAGGGCGGCGGGGGAAGGCAGGGGAGCGGGGGCCGCCGGUGGUGGUGAAGACGAUCUGCAAGGCGGAGGUGCGCGGCGCUGCGUGGGGUGGGAGCGCGGGGGAGACGUUUG
Molecule: messenger RNA, 1207 nt
Organism: Closterium sp. Naga37s-1
Lineage: Eukaryota; Viridiplantae; Streptophyta; Zygnematophyceae; Desmidiales; Closteriaceae
Source: the annotation of a GenBank genome assembly